AGCCGCGGGCGCGGGUCGCUUCGGCGCUGCUCCGCGGGGCCGGGCCGGGCUGGCUGCAGCUGGCGCCUGGCGGUGAGGGCGGGCUCCCGGGACAGGCGGAAUGGCCCCCACCUAGGGCAGUGGAAGAAGCGGCUGAGCUCAGGAUGCUGAGGAGGCGGCGCGGCGGCUCCUCACUCAUCCCAGAUGUUGAUCCUCUUUCUUCGGUAGAAUCUCCAUGGCCUGAACAUUUUCUGAAAAUUAUUUUGAGCAGACUAUCUGUUUAAUAACAAGAUAACCACAUCAAGAUGGUUGGAAAACUGAAGCAGAACUUACUAUUGGCAUGUCUGGUGAUUAGUUCUGUGACUGUGUUUUACUUGGGCCAACACGCCAUGGAAUGCCAUCACCGAAUAGAAGAACGUAGCCAGCCUCUCAAAUUGGAGAACACAAAGACCACUGUGCGAACUGGUCUGGACAUCAAAGCCAAUAAAACCUUUGCCUAUCACAAAGAUAUGCCUUUAAUAUUUAUUGGAGGUGUGCCUCGGAGUGGAACCACACUUAUGAGGGCCAUGCUAGAUGCACACCCUGAUAUUCGCUGUGGAGAGGAAACCAGGGUGAUUCCCCGAAUCCUGGCCCUGAAGCAGAUGUGGUCACGGUCAAGUAAAGAGAAAAUACGCUUGGAUGAGGCUGGUGUCACCGAUGAAGUGCUGGAUUCUGCCAUGCAAGCCUUCCUACUAGAAAUUAUUGUUAAGCAUGGGGAACCAGCUCCUUAUUUAUGUAAUAAAGAUCCUUUUGCCCUGAAAUCCUUAACUUACCUUGCUAGGUUAUUCCCCAAUGCCAAAUUUCUCCUGAUGGUCCGAGAUGGCCGGGCAUCAGUACAUUCAAUGAUUUCUCGGAAAGUUACUAUAGCUGGGUUUGACCUGAACAGCUAUAGAGACUGUUUGACCAAGUGGAAUCGUGCCAUAGAGACCAUGUAUAACCAGUGUAUGGAGGUUGGCUAUAAAAAAUGCAUGUUAGUUCACUAUGAACAACUUGUCUUGCAUCCUGAACGGUGGAUGAGAACACUCUUAAAGUUCCUUCAUAUUCCGUGGAACCACUCAGUAUUACAUCAUGAGGAGAUGAUUGGGAAAGCUGGAGGAGUAUCUCUGUCAAAAGUGGAAAGAUCUACAGACCAAGUCAUCAAGCCAGUCAAUGUGGGAGCACUAUCAAAAUGGGUUGGGAAGAUACCCCCAGAUGUUUUACAAGACAUGGCGGUGAUUGCACCUAUGCUUGCCAAACUUGGAUAUGACCCAUAUGCCAAUCCACCUAACUAUGGAAAACCUGAUCCCAAAAUCCUUGAAAACACUAGAAGGUGGAGUCCUAUUCCUGAGUGUGUGGAGGAAACAAAGCAACCCAGUGAGGCAAGCAGAGCGAGUCCAAGAAAGAGUCUGGCACUAUUUGAAGUCCUGGUUCUCUGUGAAUAUCAUAUUCAACUCUGCUCUUGCCACAGUUACGUGAGACAUCGUCAUUCACAUCCAGGAAAAACCCGCCUUGGACUCCUUUACUUUAAUUGGGCUUCUGGGCCAUAGAAGGAGUAUUACAACUAAUAACUGUUCUUGGUGAAUUUGAAGGAUGAUAAAUCUUAAGCUAUUCCUCAUUUCCUUGAUUUCUUGUACUCAAACUUUAGCUGUUUUAGUUAAAGGAAUACUUACCACAUUCUCUUAAAAUUUUCAUAGACCUUCAGAGCAACAACUGUGGAAUUAAAUUCAAUUCCUUAUUCCAGCUUUUUUUCCCCCCAAGUAUUUUGCCUUGAUUUUGAAAACAGGCAGAAUUGUUUCCUUUGGGCAUUUUAUGAAGAAUAUAUGAGGAGGUUCAGAGUAGUACAUUUUACCAUCUCUCAGAAUAUACCUCAGUCUGUAUUUAGAUCAUUUUAAGACUAUAAUUAUUAAACAGGUAAUUACUAAAUAAUUGCUCUAGGCAUAACACUUAGUUGCUUCAGAAGAAACAAAGACUGGGUUUGUAUAUGGGAGGAAGAUGUGGGUAAUUAGAAAAGACAUGACAGAAAUAAUAAGGUAAUGAUAAGAUGACAGAAAAUUUUCCACUGUGUUUUAAAGGCAUAAAAACUGGUUUUAGAAACUCAGGAAUUUGUCCACUGGGUCACUCUCAAAAUCUGAGACUACCCCAAGGGAAUAUCCACAAGAUUGUGCCCUUUGACUCAUCGUUCUAAGUCAAAUCUUUGUUUCAUCUUUUCUGUCACCAUUUUGGCACAGUCAUUCACAAAUGUGUCCCAAUAACUUGUGAUUUCUGCCAGAAAUCCUCUUGGGGGUCAUGAAUUUCAUGUAUUCAUCUUUGCUGUGUAAAGCAAGUCUUCUUCUUUGUCUUUUACUUACCUAGAUCAAAUGUCAAAGGAGCCCCUUUGUUAUGUGUACAAGCCACAUAUUCCUUACUCGUGUCAUUCCUGAUUUAAUACAUUUAAAUUAUCUUGUUUAACAACAGUUGUCUUCACAUGUGAUCCUAUCUGAAGGCCUGUGGGGAAUCCAGUCUCUUAAAAGAAGCAGGUUCCAUAGUUCCUCUCAUAUUUCUCUUUCUGCUUUCAUUAGUGAGACCAUCUUUUGAGGAAGAGAGCACACUUGAAGCUAAGAGGUUUGGUUGAGUAGCUAUAUACAGUUUCCCUUGGGAUUCUAAAGAAAUCAAUUCUCUUUAUGUCAAUUAAUACCUGUUUUUAAACAUUCAGAAAUGAUACACCAAACAAUAAUACCCAACUCUUAGAAAAUCCAUGUCUAUAAUGGGAAUAUAAUAAACCAGAAUAAUGAGAAGUAAUUUUAUACCCUGUGCUCUUAUUCAAGGGAAAAUAAGGGAGAAGAUAUUUCUAGGUUAACUUAGUAUCAGAUUACCAGUGCCUGCAAUAGUUUUGUCUGAUUACCUUUUAAAAAUUCCAUAAAGGGGCGCCUGGGUGGCUCAGUUGGUUAAGUG
Molecule: messenger RNA, 2928 nt
Organism: Callorhinus ursinus (northern fur seal)
Lineage: Eukaryota; Metazoa; Chordata; Mammalia; Carnivora; Otariidae
Gene: TPST1
Product: tyrosylprotein sulfotransferase 1
Biological process (GO): peptidyl-tyrosine sulfation
Cellular component (GO): Golgi apparatus
Molecular function (GO): protein-tyrosine sulfotransferase activity
Source: RefSeq, a predicted model, not a curated record